UCUCCCGUGGGCUGUAGGCGCUCCCAGAACGACAGACAGGCAGUUUUCUCUGCGAGGAUAGCGCAGCUGACAGUCUGGCUGUGGCAAAGCGCGUCCUGCUCCUGGUCUCGCCACCACGUAGCCUGCAGUCUCCGGGCAUUUCGGCUCUGCGCCCCUGCUUGCAAUGCUGCCUUGGCUUGGUCGGAAAACCAAAGCAGUGCGCACGCUGCUUGGAUAUCAGAAGUCACCGUAGGCAGAGGAAGUCGGAAUCCCACAGAUCUCCAACUAGUGCAAGUGGAAUUACUGAUUGCAGCUGUUGCAGCCGCUCUAUGGAUAGUCUACUGCACAAUUCUUAUCCGCGAAACUAAACUUGGAAGGGAGAAGAUUGUGGAAUUUACGGAACACUGAUUUUGCCCACUUGGAUGUAACAGAUUAUUCAUAGCUUUACUUUCCCCUUUCCCUCUCCCUAACCUUCAACAUGACUUCUCUCUCUGGGCACAAAGAGAAGUCUGGGACUAGGAGUCGCAAAUAUGGGAUGACAGAUACCUCCCCGACCAAAUCUGCAUCUUUUUCUCCGGAGACCUGGUACCGGAAAGCGUACGAGGAGUCGAGGACCGGGAGCCGCCCGGCCCCUGAGGGAGCGGGCUCAAUGCCCGGUUCGUCUGGAACACCUUCGCCUGGAUCUGGUACAUCCUCUCCCGGGUCUUUCUCGGGCUCACCGGGCACCAUAUCCCCAGGAAUCGGGACCGGUUCGCCGGGCUCUUUGGGCGGAUCCCCAGGAUUCGGCACUGGGUCCCCGGGUUCUGGAAGUGGAAGCUCACCGGGUUCGGAUCGCGGAAUAUGGUGCGAAAACUGCAAUGCGCGGCUGGUGGAGCUGAAGCGACAAGCUCUGAAGCUGCUUAUCCCUGGACCGUAUUCCAGCAAGAUAACGGAGCUAUAG
This is a messenger RNA of Alosa alosa (allis shad), 919 nucleotides long. RefSeq names its product kinesin-like protein KIF26B. The transcript is spliced from 3 exons. NCBI's taxonomy places the organism in Eukaryota, Metazoa, Chordata, Actinopteri, Clupeiformes, Clupeidae. The record is from RefSeq and is a predicted model, not a curated record. The coding region runs from base 458 to 919 and encodes 153 amino acids.